Aphidius gifuensis is the source of this 2823-nucleotide messenger RNA. RefSeq lists its product as uncharacterized. The transcript is spliced from 6 exons. Lineage: Eukaryota; Metazoa; Arthropoda; Insecta; Hymenoptera; Braconidae. Bases 607 to 2283 code for a protein of 558 amino acids. The record is from RefSeq and is a predicted model, not a curated record.
UUUUUUUUUUUUUUGAAUUCUGUAUUAUUGAAACAAACUUACUGUACAUUGAAUUCGAAAGUUAGGUCAAUGUCAGGUUUGUCUCAGUUUAAUACAAUAAUAAAAGAUCAAUACAAGGCAUUUAAUGUUUUAUUUAAAAAUAAAUAAAAUAAAAAAUUCAAUGCUCAGCAAAGAUUGCAAUAAAAUAUUGUAAUUAAAUGACAGUGUUUUAAAAUAAAAUAUUAAAAUAAACAAAAAUCACUAACAAUUGAUUUUUGCGAUUUUUUUUGUAAUAGCCAAUUAAAAAUAAAAAAAAAAAAAAAAAGGUUUGAUGGAUGAGUAGUUACAAGCCUUAGUUAAAACCUUACAAGUACAUUAUAUACGCAACAGAGGCUUCACUAUAAAAUAUUAAAGUACCUUGUAACAAAGUUCAUAAUCUUAGUUGAAGAGCAAGACCUUACAACUCGUAAAGUUAAAAGUUUUCAAGAUCACAGACAAUAUUGGUUAUUAAAGUGAAGUUUAAUUGAUUAAAAUUAACUUAUAAAUAAUUAUUUAAUGGAUUUAUAAAAAGUCAAAUGGAAUGAUUACUUGAUACGAGCUUUUUAUUGUGAAAUAAAAUUAAUCAAAAUGGGAAAAACAAGUAUCUGGUUACUGGUUCUUUCCAUAACAGCUGCAUGCACAUGUGGUGGACGCACUGAAUGCAGUAAAAAAGGACAAAUAACAUUUUUAUUGAGUGUUCAUGAUGAUGCUUCGUGUGAAAAAGUUUUAAAUAAAGGUGUGAUGUUAUUUGAAGCAGCAAAAUAUCUUGCUGAACAGCACAAUAAUAGAUCUAAUUAUAAGCUUGAAUUAUCAGUCUUAGAUACUUGUGGAAGUAUAACUGGAACAUUAAAAGCUGCAAUGAAAGCAUUAGUUUGGUCUGACACAAAUUGUCUUCGACCACCAAAUUAUUUGGGAAUAAUUGGACCUGAAGCUACAGCAAACAUUGAUGCUGUACAAAAAAUAACAUCAACAUUGAAUAUUCCUCAUAUUGUCAAAACAGCUACAGUUGGUCCUUAUGUGCAUCAUUUAAGCAGAGAAUCUGAUUCUUUUAUUGUGCAAGGAGUUUUAGAAGUAAUAGAAGCAUUAAAAUGGAAAUCAUUUACACUUAUGUCAAGUAUAAAUCAUGAAAAUGAUAUUCAACAUAUUGCUAAAAAAAUAACAGCAGGAGCAACUGCUAGAGGACUUUGUGUUGCAAUUUAUGAUUCAGAUUUUGAUGAUUCAAUUCCACAUAUUGUUUACAUUGGAAAACCAAGUGAAAAAAUUUUAAAGAUACAAAAUUCAACAAUUUUAAUUGCAAGUGAAGGAAAUUUGGAUAAAUAUCUCAAUAAAUAUACUAGCAACAGUAAUGUUUUAUUGUUGGAGGAUACAAGAAAUGAAUUCAACGGCCUGGAAAUAAAAGUUGAAACUUCAAAAUGGUGGAAUAACAAUGAAGGCGUUGGUAAGUAUGAUAGAGAAGAACUCAGGGACAUAAGAUGGCUUGAGGAUGCAAUUAAAAUAUAUGCAAAAACAUUCGAGGCCCUAUGUGCUAAGAAACAAUGUUACGGACAAGUGAACCCUACAGAAUGGAAUAAUAUGAUUGCCACAACAAUUACAACACACAAUGCACAAUUAUCAUCAACAACGAGAAUUCUUGAUUUAUCAAUUAUGAAAUAUAACAGAUUUGCUAAAUUAGGUCAAGUUAAAGUACGAAAAAAUCAUGCUAAAAUUCAAUGGAAUAUUCCAAAUGAUAAUGACAAUAAUAAUUCUAAAUUUGAUGAUGUGAAAAAAAAUAAUAACGAUGAUAAUGAUGAUGAUGAAAAUGAUGAAAAUAAUACAUUAGAUUCUGCUGAUGAAUUGAUACCGAAAUCUUUUAAAAAAUUAAUAUCAAAAGGUAAGGAUAUUACAGUUGGAUGUGCAAAAACAACAAGUGUUGAUAAAGCAUCAACAUCUGAGGAUGAUGAUGAUGAUGAUGAAGAUGAUAUAGCCAAAGUUUUUUUUGACAAUGUUGAUGAAGAAUGGUGGUCAAUGGUUGUUACUGUUGGUGGUAUUGGUAUAUCAAUGUUUACUAUUGGUAUUUUAGCUGUGUAUGUUGUCGUAACAAAUAUAAAAGUACCAAAAACUCCAAAAUCUAAAAAACGACAAAUUGUUAGAGAUUUAAGUCUCAGAAGAGUUGAAAGUGACAAUGAGCUUCAAGUAUCAGUAACAAGACCACAAAGACCACGUAGAGAUAAUCCAAGAAAAGAAAGAGAAAGCAUCAGAAGCAUCCAGUCUGAUAGAAGUGUUUGAGUUACAAAAUAAUUAUAAUUUUCAAUUAGAUGAGUGGGAAAUUCUUGUGAUUAUAUAAAAAAAAAAAAAAAUUAUAUGUACAUGUCAGUAAAACUUGAUGUUAAUUUCCAUGCCUGAAUAAUUCUACAGAUGUCAGAUAAAUUUGCAACAGUGUAAUAAAUAAUAAACAUGAAAGUUCAUUUCAAUUUAUUAUGAGAUUUAAAUUUAACAACUUGUGUUUGACAAAAAUAAAAAUAAAAAUAAAUAUUAAUUUGUUCAAUAAUCUGUAUCAGUAUUAAAAAUUCACUUUCUUGUAAAAUAUGAUGCAAUAUUUUAAUUUAUUACAAUUAUGAAUAAAUAAUUCCAGAAACAAUAUCAAUAUAUAUGAAUAAAUAAUCUUAGAAAUAUGAGAUUAUUGAACAAAUUUCAAGUUGUCCGACAAUUAACAUUAAUUAAAUAAUAUGUAGGCUGUAAAUAGCAAAGUGUUUAAAACUUUUUUAUUAUUUACAACCACGGUUAAUUAUUCAAAGCUAUUGAAAAAAUAAAAUCCAUUUGAUUUAA